UAUAUAACAAUCCAUCCCAAAUAAUUCAACCAACACAAAAAACCAAAUCUUUGUAAAAGCACUAGCCUUCUUGAGCAAAUUAAAUUUUCAUAAUCUUAGCCAGAAAUUAAUUUCAAGAAUCAGGAUUGCAAGAUGAGUUCAACAAGCAGAGCAUGGAUAGCAGCAACUAGCGUGGGAGUAGUAGAGGCACUAAAAGAUCAAGGACUUUGUAGGUGGAAUUACACAAUCAGAGCCAUAAAUCAGCAUGUCAAGAACAAUAUAAGGUCAUAUUCACAAGCCAAGAAGCUCUCCUCCCAAUCUUCUCCUUUGGUUUCUACAAACAAAUUCGAAUUGAAGAAGCAAUCAGAGGAAUCUAUCAGAAAAGUCAUGUAUUUGAGCUGUUGGGGUCCUAAUUGAUCUAAUCCUAAUAGCACGUUAUAUUUAGUGUCAACUUUUUAUCUCAUAGUUUUUGACAAUAUUGUAAAAAGGAUAUUGAGAGCUUUGGCUAAAUUGCCAUUUCUGCAAUCCGAUUUCUGGAAAUUAUUAUUCAAUUGUGCUAUCUAA
Molecule: messenger RNA, 543 nt
Organism: Capsicum annuum
Lineage: Eukaryota; Viridiplantae; Streptophyta; Magnoliopsida; Solanales; Solanaceae
Exons: 1
Coding region: 133-396 (87 amino acids)
Source: RefSeq, a predicted model, not a curated record